Solanum stenotomum is the source of this 333-nucleotide messenger RNA. RefSeq lists its product as uncharacterized. The transcript is spliced from 3 exons. Lineage: Eukaryota; Viridiplantae; Streptophyta; Magnoliopsida; Solanales; Solanaceae. The record is from RefSeq and is a predicted model, not a curated record. The coding region runs from base 1 to 333 and encodes 110 amino acids.
AUGGAGUUCAUGUCCUCACCCUUACGAUGUAUAGGAUUUGAUGGUUGCUUCUUGAAAGGUGUUUCUAGAGGUCAAUUACUUGUGGCUGUUUGUAAGGAUGGGAACAACCAAAUGCUACCACUAGCAUGGGCAGUUGUUGAGGUUGAAAACACAUUCACUUGGAAAUGGUUUAUCAAGCUUGUAAGACAUGAUCUUGAGCUAGGAGAUGGAACAGAAUUGACAACUAUUACUGAUAUGCAAAAGGGUCUUGACAAAGCUAUUCAAGAUCUUCUACCAAAUGCAGAACAAAGAAUGUGUGCAAGACAUGUUCUAGCCAACUGGUCUAAGAAUUGA